Molecule: messenger RNA, 3532 nt
Organism: Salmo salar (Atlantic salmon)
Lineage: Eukaryota; Metazoa; Chordata; Actinopteri; Salmoniformes; Salmonidae
Product: putative RNA-binding protein 15B
Molecular function (GO): RNA binding
Source: RefSeq, a predicted model, not a curated record
AUCUCAUUUUCCUUUUCUAGUUUCCUUAUCUAAUUUCCUUAUCUCAUUUCCUGAUCUGAUUGGCUUAGCAAUAUCUGCGUGUGACAUGACGUCGCUAGCCCUGCGGCUACGUCGCCUCAAACCCCUCCCAUUGGCGGAACGUGUACGUUCCUUUUGUCCAAGAUGGCGGAGUUGACACAGGUUCACUGAUUCUAAUAUGUUUUUAAACGCGUUUAUCCUUUAUUUUUUUAUUUCGGAAUACAUGCAAAGUCUUAACGUCGCCAACAUUAGUUACAAGUUACUAACGUUCCCCCCAAAAGUGAGGAAUUUGCUUCCAGAUCGGAUUUUUUUCCCCUGCAGACACUGACUGAAAGACUGGCUAGCUAGUUAGCGAAAAAGUUUGGGCAUCGUUUAAAAAUGAAGCGACAGGCCGGAAGGGACUCCAGUCCCAGUAGGACUUUAGUGAAACGAAUACGGGAAAGAGAGCGGGACCGGGACGGGGUACGGAGAGAGGACCUGCCGCCCCCACCACUUGCUUUACUGCUCGCUGAAAGCGGGAGGCAACAUGCUCGGAGUAGGAGCAGGGAACGAGAGAAGACACGGCUCCGGGAGGAACGUGGAGGCACCGGAGAUCCACUUCACCACCGACAACAACACCACGACCUCGGUCUCAUCGGCCGACCCCCUCUCCGGACUACAGCCGUCCUGCCUAAAGGCAAAGCGGCAGCCGAACUACUGGGCCUCCGGGGGGGAGCGGGGGGGACUCUGGAAUAUAAAUCGUUGCUCAUUAGUAAUAUUGGCUCGGUGCUUUCUGACGAACACGUUGAAGACGGACUGUUUCACGAGUUUAAAAAGUUUGGGGACGUUAGUGUGAAACUAUCCCACACCCCAGAACUAGGCCGAGUCGCCUACGUCAAUUUCAGGCACCCGGAGGACGCUAAAGAGGCCAGGCAUGCCAAAACCAGGUUAGUACUGUAUGACCGUCCACUCAAAGUAGAGCCCAUGUACGUCCGGCGGCGCAGCUGCACGCCACCGGAUAUGGGCUAUGUCCCCAUCCAUAACGCCCCAUAUCCCUCUUAUAGACAGAGGUCCCUGUCCCCCUGCGCUGGAGUUAGUAGUAUCAGAGAUAUCCGACCAAGACAUUACCAUGUAGAGGGACUGGGACUGAGCAGAGAGAGGGAGAGGAUCUUAGAUUACUACGGGAUGUUAGACGAGAGGGGACGGCCAUACGGGCUGCCUGUACUUGAGCACGAUGACAUAAAACCUGAGGAUGAUGCGAGGGCGUGCAGGAACCUGUUCAUCGGCAACCUGGAUCACAACGUCACCGAGGGCGAGCUGAGGAGAGGCUUCGAUAAGUACGGCGUCAUCGAGGAAGUUGUGAUUAAACGACCGGCGCGCGGUCAGGGGGGAGCCUACGCUUUCCUCAAGUUCCAGAACUUAGACAUGGCUCACAGGGCUAAGAUAACCAUGCAGGGGCGCGUGAUUGGCGGGAACCCAGUGAAAAUAGGCUACGGUAAGGCCAACCCUACCACCAGACUCUGGGUAGGCGGGCUGGGACCCAGUAAUUCCCUGGCAGCCCUGGCCAGAGAGUUUGACCGUUUUGGAAGCAUCCGGAACAUACACUAUGUGAAAGGGGAUAGUUUUGCCUACAUUCAGUAUGAGAGCCUAGAUGCCUCCCAGGCUGCAUGCACUCAGAUGAGAGGGUUCCCUCUGGGAGGCCCAGAGAGGAGGCUAAGGGUAGACUUUGCCAAGGCUGAGGAGCCCCUGCCUCGUAGCUACCCAACAGGAUACCAGCCCCCUGUGCCCCUGCCUGCCCACCUGGACCUGCUGAGGCAUCGCGACCGUAGCCUGGAGAGAGAGCUACGCGCCCGGGACCGCUCGCCUCCCUCCCACGCUCUGUUCACCCAGCGGGAGAGAGAGAGAGCUAUGCUGGACAGGGGGGACAGAGAGUUCACCUCUCCAACAAAUAGUCUGGAGCGCAGGGGGAGUGAAGCAUUUGGGGGGUCUCGUGGUAGCCGAGGGGCCCGGGCAGCCCGGAGCCGAAGCAGAGAGCGCUGGCUGAAGGAGAGGGACGCAGAGCGGGCUGUGGUGGAGAGACGCAGACGCAGGUCCCUCUCCCUUGACGGACCCUCUCAGGAGAAGGAGAGAGGAGGAGCAGGGCCAGCUUCUCCAGAGGACAGCCCAGACAGAGCCAGGGUCCGGGCCCCAGAUUCUACCACCGAGCCCAGGGGACAGAGCCCUGACAGCAGCCGCCACUCCAACGAGGACCGGGUCGGCCAGGACGGCCACGAGCCAUCCUCCAGCCGGGACCGCCACAAGAAGACUGGCGGGGACAGAGAGAAGGACCGUGACCGGAACCACCGGGCGAGCGACACACACCACACCUCCGACACGCUUAGUAAAAACCCCAGAACACCCAGCACGUUGUCGGAGUGUGCUACCACCCUCACCAAAGCCUGGCACGGCCACUUCACCCUGAAGAACUCCUGCUUCCCCACUAACAUGCACCUGCUAGAGGGAGGUUCCGGGUUCUUCCACUCUGUCAUGAAGGACCACCAGGCCAAGGGGAAACUGACCCAGCUGAAGAUCGCCCAGCGACUGAGGAUGGAUCAGACCAGGCUGAACGAGGUCACCCGGAGGAUCAAACAUGGUGGCUCCGAGGGUUACGCUGUUCUCCUGGCCCUCCAGGGCCCCGUCGACCGCGAGGCCCCUCCACCUGAACCAGGCCUACAGAUCAGACUCCUCCGUCACCUGGUUACCUACCUGAGGAACAAGGAGGCUGCAGGAGUGAUCAGUCUACCUGUAGGUGGGGCUAAAGAGGGGGGAAAGGGAGGCAUGCUGUAUGCUUUCCCCCCAUGUGAUUUCUCCCAGCAGUUCCUCCAGAGUGCUCACAGGACUUUGGGGAAUCUGGAUGAAGAACACCUCGUGGUUGUUAUUGUAAAUGACUCUGCCUGACUAACUUAAGACAGAAGACGUUUAUGGUGUUGGCUGUCAAUGUUAUUCCACCCACGUUAACAACAGACAGCUGUCCGUAGGGCUGGGGAUUACCAGGGACCUCACCAUACUUAGAUGCCGAUAUGUAUUGUGAUUCUCACGAUUCUAUUUGUAUUGUGAUUCGAUAACUGUGAUUUCAUUGCGAUUCGAUGUUCCAAACAUAUUGCUCACCGUAUGUCUGCUGCAGAGGGACGAGAGAGAGAAAGAGAGAGAGCCAGGAGAAAAUGAGUUUUGAUCAGUCAUGGAAAUCAAAGUGCUAAAAACAAAUUGACUCCCAAUUUAAAAAGAAGAUGGAGAACAAGUUAUGAAGGAAAAAUACUGGAGUUGUUUGUGCAGGUACAGCCAACGAGCACUUAAAUAAUAUUGAGAUAUUGUCAAAAUGAUACGGUAUGUCGUCAGAUAAUAUCCCAAUAUGUAACUAAAACACAAUUGGUGUUGGUGGCUAUCAGUCUCUAUGGUGGUGUUGGUGGCUAUCAGUCUCUAUGGGGGUGUUGGUGGCUAUCAGUCUCUAUGGUGGUGUUGGUGGCUAUCAGUCUCUAUGGGGGUGUUGGUGGCUAUC